Molecule: messenger RNA, 154 nt
Organism: Racocetra persica
Lineage: Eukaryota; Fungi; Glomeromycota; Glomeromycetes; Diversisporales; Gigasporaceae
Source: the annotation of a GenBank genome assembly
CGAAAAUAAUAAAUCUUUACAACAACAAUUAAUUGAAUAUUUUGGAACCCAGAGAAUAGGAAGUACCCCACUUCCUCCAAUAAUAAUCAAAAAUCUUAGCCGUGAUUUACGUCCUUAUCAAAAAGACGCUUUUCGCUAUUUUAUUAACUACUGA